GGGUUUCAGAGGGCUUGCACAGCCUGGGGGAAAAAGCUGCUGAGCAGUCUGGCUCGGUCUUCCUGAUGGUAGGAGCUGGAAGAGACUGUGGGAAGGAUGGGUGGGGUCAUUCACGAUGCUAUCGGAUCAUCGUGUGAGGAAAAUGUCCAGGAUGGAGGGGAUAGGGGCACCAAUGAUCUUUGCAGCUGUGUUCACAGUCCGCUGGAGGGUCUUGCGGUCUGCUGCACUACAGUUCCCGUACCAGACAGUGAUGCAGCUGAGCAGCACGCUCUCUAUGGUUUCUCUGUAGAAUGUGGUGAAGAUGGGUGGAGGGAGACUUGUUCUUUUCAGCCGGUGGAGAAAGUGUAGCCACUGUUGUGCCUUCUAGGAGAGUGACAUGGUGUUUGUGGUCCAGAUCAAAUAAUGGCUGGAGAAAUUUCGGGCAGUUUGAGGGGUCAAUCCUUCUACCUGCAUGUUGUGAAGAGACAUCAGUCCAUCACACUCGCUGACAUCAUCAGCCGUCUGGGAGGGAAAGUGGACAGUUUUCUCACCAAGGAUGUCGAUGUGAUUGUGACGGGAAUUAAAGAACCUCAUAGUGAUUUGCAGGUGGAUGGUUCAUGUACUGCAGGGGGGAAACAAAGUGGAGCCCCCAAACCUCUGCUUUGUGGCAGUCGUGGAAAAGCAUUACUGGAAAAAGCAAUCCACAGAAAUGAGAAGUAUCAGAGCAGUGUGCUGGCGAAUGCUCGGUUGUGGGGAGUCAAGGUCUACAAUGUAGAUGAAUUUCUAAAGUUCGUCAAUCAUCUAAAUGAGAAAAUGAAGAUAGCUAAGAAAAAAAGAAGCAAACUAACAGCUCCUCAUGUGAAAGCUGGAGUUUUGAGAAGUCCUUAUCUGAAAGUGGAGGACUCCAUUCGGAAGUUCAGACCAUUCUAUGCACAGACUCUGAGUUUCCCAGUGAUGAGUUUUUCAGGAAGAUUUAGCCCUUUUGAGCCCCUCAUUCCUCGGCAGUCUGGUAGAAGCAAGGAUGUAGAUUCCAGCGAGGACAGUUUUAGGAAGAAAGAAGCUAGUAUCAGCUGCCGUAAGUUGCUAGUGCCACUUACUGCAAGCGCCACACGCAAAGGCCCAACUAAGAAAAGUUCAGGCUAUUGUGAGUGCUGCCACGUGGUCUACAAAGACCAGUAUGAACACUUGCUGUCUGAAAUGCAUCGUUCUUUCAUUCAAAAUGACAGUAACUAUGCUGUAGUAGACCAACAAAUAGCUGCCAUGGUGGCUAGCUUUGUUUGUAAUGCAAAUCUAGAGGUGGAUCCAACGCCAAUCAAGUCAUUGACAGGCUUCUCUCAAUUACAAUUGUGUAAUUUAACUGCGACUGUGCAGAAUACUGUCAGCGAGAAUGAAAAAUCUCUUCAGACUCCACUGCAUCAAGAAUGUGAUCGUCUACUGGCAAUUACUGACAACAGAGUAAACCUCUUUCCUAAACCUAUCCAGAGUCCACCUGGUCAACCAAAUGCAACCUCGCAUCCUACAAUGCAAAAUAACACUCCUGAUCAUGGCAAUGUGAAAUUAGACCUCUACAUCAGCUGCACCACAGAUGUUCAGGACUUUCAAUCUGGUGUUCUUUGCAUGGAUAUAGUACCACAUCACAUUCCUCCAAAAUCCCAGUCAAUAGAGAAGAAACCCAAAAGCCUCUCUUCUGUCAUACUUUCAGAAGCUCCAUUCAAAAUGCUCACUCUAAGCUCUUCCGGAGAAAUCCCACGCAUAAUCUCUGGUGGUAGAAAUGUUCCUGAAUCUCAGGAACGAGGUGAAGGUGGUCAUAAUCUACAUGUGUUGCAUAUGCGAAGGGAUCUUAUACGUGGUAUUCCUAACACAGUCAACUCUAGAAAUCAAAAACCUGAUUGGGAUCAUUGUUUAAAAAUGUGCUCAAAAAGCCCUAAGAUGCUACUCCAGCGAGGUGAAGAUGAUAAUUCUGAAAGUUGUGGCCAGUAUCCGUCAGCCCAAGAUAUUUUUUGGCCUCCAGAGUUAGGCAUGUCUUACUUUUCAUUUCCACAUAUUUUACCAUUUCCACACUUGUCAGAUUACCCAUUUUCUAUAGUUUGCUUAAAAAAGCGCUGCAGGACCUUCACUCCAAGUCCAAAACUUGCCAAGAGAAGAAAGAUUAAAGAAAAGCCAAACGCAAUUCAGGGGGGUUGCAGUGAUUCCUGGAUAAGACCGUACUCAUCUGUACUUUCCACCAUGACAUGUUUACCGGUCUCCAAGGUGGGUUUUACAACAGAGAUGAAUAAUCAAACUGGAGGUAGCAUACUAGCAACCCAUGAAUCAUCACUGAAUGAGUCAUCUCUUGUGAAUCAGAUCCCAACACAGCCUUCCCUAAAAUAUUUUUCUCCCAGUACCCAUAUUUUGCCACAUCAAGUUGACCAACAGGACAGUGCUGCAAAUCAACCCUGUGUCCAUGUUAAGCAGUCGCAUGAAUUGUCUCCAAUCAAAGAUUCAGUGGAAUCCCAAAUAACCACUUACUCAUCUGAUUUGGACCCUCCUCGGUUGGUUCCAUUUUUCCACGAAGACCAUCAACUCCAGCGCCAUCCGUUUCAUGAUCCCCCAGAACUGUUACCAUUUUUUUGCCAUACACCAGAAGAUACUGUCCAUACAUCAGUAAAUAAAGCCUCAAACAGCUCAUUCCUGUCACACUCUGGAGCCUCUGUUUGCACUGAAUCUGCUCUCCUCCCUAACCUCACCUGGUCCACGGGCUCUUCUGAGUCAGAUUGGGAUUCUGGCCUGUUGUCAUGCUUUGCGGCUGGAGUUCCUCUUCAGAAUAAAGGGGCACAUGACGACGUGGGUCUGUUAUUACAAAAGCCACACACUGGUAUGCAGGAUGGGAGCUAUACAUCACGGUUGUGUUCCAUACUGCAACCAUCUUGAUUCACAUCAUUGGGAUUGAAGUUGCACCAAUCCAACAAUUGUGACUGUUGAUGAAUUCAAUGUUUAAAGCAUUUUCCAUUCUCGGUAGUCUUUAUUUUUCAGUUCUGCAAUUAAAUUAAGAUGACUACUACCAUUACUUGUGAAAUAAGACUAAUGAAUAACGAAUUAAUUGUUUGUUUUUAAUAAAAAAGAUUUAUUGUAGUGGUGUGCCUAAAUUUUGCAGCUAAUGUAUAAAUAAUUUCCUAUUUUUCAAAUAUGUUCUAUUCAUGAAGACUUCUCAAACAAUUUUUUUUUCUGGAUAAUGAAACCAUCUUGUCUUACAUAAAUAUUGAUUUAUAAAUUUUUCUUAAGAAUAUUGAACAAUGUUUGUCUCUCAGUAUGCAAUAUCUCACCAAAAACAACUAGUUUUAAUUAACAGCUAGCAAGUAUUUCAUGCUUUUCUCUUCGAGUGACCUCCAUGACCUCUCUUAUGGCUCUCUCUUGCCCUGAGUGUUGACCAUGACUUUUCAGCGGAAAUAUCCGGGAACAUGUGCUGGUAUUGAGAAUUUAAUGAGGCUUUGCUGGAGGGGCAUUAUCGAAUUAGUUUAAGUGCUGUGUCUGGCCUCGCUCCAGUUUAGAGGCAGUGUUAAUGGUAGAACAAUGCCGUGGUGGUUUUUUGAGAACAUGCAGGAUAGGAUAUACUCUGAAGGCAAAAAUCAUUUUUAAAAGACAUUUCAGAUUUCCUGUAAAUGUGCAUCUAUUGCGGCGGCAUGACUGGUCCAGUGGGGAGUGUUUAAUUAUUUAAUAUCAAUAUCAAGUCAUCUUUUAGUGACAGAACAUUCCUAUUACAGAGGUUCUGAAAGGAGUAUAUAGAGCUUGUACCACUGAUGUAGAAUGACUAAAACCUUGCACUUGAAGGAUUUUCCAUAAAAACUAGAAAUUACCUUUAUGAAGGCCUUAAGACAGUUAUACAUGUUUUAAGGCAAAAUCCUUAAUAAAUGUAGAGUUCUACAAUAAUGUUUUAUUAUUGUUAUUUAGCAGUAUGAUGAAUUAUUGUUUUGAUAUCUGUACACUUGUAUUUUACUUCUUUAGGUAAAGCAUUGACUUGUUUUGAAUUGAGUUAUUUGCUAGUCUGUUUACUAGUUUCAUCUUUCUUUCUUGCAUGUGAUAUGAUAAUAAUAUGGUAUUUUUAAAAAAUCUAUUUGAUGUAAUUCAGUCAUUCUGUGGGAUGCUGUAUCAUACAAGGAAAUGCACUUAUUUUGACCUUCCAUUUCCAGUGUGAUGAAUGAUUGAGUAGCAACCAAUCAUUUUUAAACAUAUAAUUUUUGACUCGCUGUUUGAUCGAGCAAUGAAACGUUAAGACAUUCUUUUUCUAAAUGGGCACUACUCAA
Carassius auratus (goldfish) is the source of this 4259-nucleotide messenger RNA. RefSeq names its product DBF4B-CDC7 kinase regulatory subunit (gene dbf4b). The transcript has 12 exons. NCBI's taxonomy places the organism in Eukaryota, Metazoa, Chordata, Actinopteri, Cypriniformes, Cyprinidae. Gene Ontology annotation, molecular function: protein serine/threonine kinase activator activity; nucleic acid binding; zinc ion binding. The record is from RefSeq and is a predicted model, not a curated record. Gene Ontology annotation, cellular component: Dbf4-dependent protein kinase complex. Bases 403 to 2889 code for a protein of 828 amino acids. Gene Ontology annotation, biological process: regulation of cell cycle phase transition; positive regulation of nuclear cell cycle DNA replication.